AAAAUAAUAGGUUGGACAAAUUAGUUUUUUGGUAAGUUGUAUUCCUAUUUCUCUCUCUCGCUCGCUCUUUCGUGGACUCCUCUUCUGCUCUUUGAUUCUGGUUCUGGCUUCACAACUUCACUCAGUCACCACCAAGGCACCAAUUGCAGCUCAGAAGAAGAAGGAUGGAUUAUAAAGCUAAAAGAAAAUCAUCAUUUCGUGAUAGAUUGAAUGAUCAGAAAAAAGUCAAGCGCAUAGUUUCCGCUCUUGUAAGGUAUAAUGACAAUAAUCAGCCAAUAUGUAAGGUCUGUGAUGUUGUCUUGAAGUCAGAAUCCUUUUGGGAUGUGCAUCAAGUUUCCCGUAAACAUCACGAGGCGAUGAGUAAAUUCAAAGCCUCUGCAGCUGCAUUAAAUGCGGGAAACCAGGGAAAACCUGAGUCCCGUAAGGAGUUGCCUAAAUCUAAACAUGAAAUUUUUGAAGAGUUGCAAAGCAGUCGAUCUGAGAAUUCAAUAGCAUCAACUAGACCUCAGUUAUCAUCAGGGCUUCCUCCAAAUUUUUUUGAUAACAAUGACUCACAAAAUCCAAAUACAAGCACUGGACCGGAGCAUGCAAGAGCAUCAACCAAAUCUCAGUUGUCAUCAGGGCUUCCUCCAAAUUUUUUUGAUGAUAGUGACUUACAGAAGGCAAAUACAAGCACUCAACCUGACAAUUCUAGAGUAUCAACCAAACCUCAGUUGUCAUCAGGCCUUCCUCCCAACUUUUUUGAUGACAGUGACUCACAAAUGGCAAUUACAGGUACUAAGACGGAUAUUAUGACGCCUGCCAAGGGGCUCACACAAACAUCUCAAAUAACUGGUUCGGAAGCAAAGCAAGUCAAGGGAGCACUUCCAGAAGGAUUUUUUGAUAACAAGGAAGCUGAUUUACUUGCAAGGGGCAUAAAGCCUGUAAAGCCAGACGUCAAAGAUGAGUACAAAGAAUUUGAGAAGUUGAUUCAAGACGACUUGCAAGAGGUGGACAAUCGUAUGGAAGAAGACGAGAUUGAUGCUGCCGAAAUGAUCGAAGAAGCUGAGUCUGUUGAGCAAAAGACUUACAGAGAGAAAGUUGAAUUGUUGAGGAAGAAGAAGAUGGAAUUGAAGGCCGAUCGGUCUGCCAAACGCAGCAAAGGUACAGAGGGUGUUAGUGUAAGGCCAAAACUUGAGGAGUCGUCUAGUGAUGAUGACAGCGAUGAGAAUUUCGCAGUUGAUUGGAGAGCUCAACAUUUGUGAGUAUCUUGUAUUAGUCAAAGAGGUAAAGACAGAAAUCUGUCCUUAAAAGUCAACCCUUCCAAGAUAGUUAUUAUAUACUCAAAUUAUAUGUUCUUGGAGAGUUCAGGGUCAGCAUAUUAUUAUCACUCAUUGCAAUUUUUUUAGUUUGUACA
Messenger RNA from Cannabis sativa, 1396 nucleotides. RefSeq names its product protein ABA AND ROS SENSITIVE 1. Gene Ontology annotation, biological process: mitotic DNA replication checkpoint signaling; mitotic DNA damage checkpoint signaling; nuclear DNA replication. Lineage: Eukaryota; Viridiplantae; Streptophyta; Magnoliopsida; Rosales; Cannabaceae. The record is from RefSeq and is a predicted model, not a curated record. Gene Ontology annotation, cellular component: spliceosomal complex; nucleus. Gene Ontology annotation, molecular function: nucleic acid binding; zinc ion binding. The transcript has 10 exons. Bases 165 to 1244 code for a protein of 359 amino acids.